AUGGGAAGUCUCCAGGAGGCAUUGCCAUAUCUGGAGGAAGCCUUAGAACUCUGCAGAGAUGCCACGAUUUUGACGUGGUUCGCAUGGGUGCUUUUGAUCACAUCCAAGAAGCAGAACUUCUAUCGGCGCUACCUGGCACAGCAGCGAGUUUCCGAGUGCUGUAAGGAGGCCCUUCAGAUGCAGCCCAGUGCUCUGGCGGCGCAGUGCCUGGCCCAUGUGGAGCCGGAGACUUUGGCCAUGUGCACCGCCUUAAAUCCGGUGCACCAUCUGGUGGCCUAUGGAAGGCACUGUUUGGAUGGCGCUGCUGCGCAACGUCGCGCCGGCGCGGCGGCCUUGCGGCGCUUCUUAGCUGAGGUGAAUGGUCCAGCAGACCUUCCCACGGCAUGUUUGCUGCUGGGAGAGCUGGGUGCCACACCCGUCACUGGCGGCAGCACGGUUACCACGGCGAUGAUCAUCUCAUCCAAAUUGAUGGCCUUGGAUGCCUUGUGGCGCUACUGGACAUACGUCAAGAAGCCUCAACGAGCUACAGAGGCGUCUUUGGUGGCCAUUGGCGCCCUGAGAGAGGCCCCAAGUGCCUGGCAGAGGGCUGUGACCAUGGCGUUGAAGGCUUUAGCCCUGGACGGGCAGUGGGAUGAAUGUUGGCGCCUGGCGGCUGCAGAGCUGUCAUGUCGCUCCUCCCGCGAGAUCCUCUACCAAUGCGGACGAUUGGCAUUCUACGAUGGCCGGGAGGAGGCGAUUUCGGCCUAUUUGCCUCACAUGAAGGGCAUGCUGCCUGCGGUGCCGAAGAACGUCCGGGUCUUUUUGCGAUUUUGGGUAGCAAUGCUGGAGUCGAAGAAUGGUUACACCUUGGUAGCUGCAAGAACUUUGCAGGAGCUGUUUCCAAGUUUGGAAGACGGGCCAUAUUGCAGCCUCAACAAGGAGCGUCACGCCAAAGAGGUCCUUGACGUGGCAUUUGACCUCGAGAGGAAUCUUCGAAGGAUCUACGAGGCUUCCAGUGCGGUUUGGCUCAGUGCCCGCGGCAAAGUGCCGCUGACUCCGAUACUGCAAGAGGGCGAUGCGGAGGCGGAGGCUGCUCCGCCUCCGGAGCCUCUGCAAGGACGAAGUGAAAUGGAGCACCGAAGACCUCCAGGAUGGUCGGAGAGACCAAUGGAGGCACCACUUGGCGGGAGCCGUGACGGUGUACCAGCUGCGCCGAAGGCUGCAGCAAUACCGCCCUGGCGAAGGGCAGAUCUGGGACCAAAGCCUCCUUCGCCCGAGUUGAGGUUCAGCUCGUCUCCAGGUCUUGGCUCCGCAUGGAAAUUCUUUGAUACCUGGCGUGCAGCUCGAAGCCUGAAAGCAGUGGAGGCCAAAGACGCUUUCCUGGGACUGUUAUGCCAAGGGCGUUUGCAUCUGAUGAACGGCGAGCUGGAGGAUGCGCAGAGGAUAUGGACUUCUGCCAGCGAGACUCGAGUGGAAGCUUUCUUGGAGUUGUGGAAUCUCCAUGAUGCACAAAAUGCGCACAAAAAGGCCGUGCUGUGUGCACGAAAAGCCUUUGAAGAAACUUCUCCAGAGUCACAGGUCUCUGUGGAAAUGGAGUUGAUUUUCCAUCGUAAGGUUUGGGGUGGCACCGCUGGGGAAUCUGUGGACUGCCGCCACUGGGUACAGCUGUUAUUGGCCAAAUCACUUCGAAAAUGCAGUCUUUGGGAGGAUGCCUGGCAGACACUUUUGGCAGCAUCACGGGAGGCCGUGGCAGAUCAUCCUGAGGAGGCGCGUUUUCAGGGUGCAUAUGGCGCCUGCCUCUACCAAGUUUUGAAGCUUUGCAUCCUUGCCGCAGAGGAUGCAGCGCGUCAUGAGGUGCUGCAGGUGAUGGGCAUCUAUGGCUCAACAGAGGCGCCACUGCCCUGGCUGGCCUCGAGAGUCGGGCAGUGCAACGUAAUCAAGGAUUUUUGGACUUCCAGAUAG
Messenger RNA from Cladocopium goreaui, 1941 nucleotides. The record is from the annotation of a GenBank genome assembly. Lineage: Eukaryota; Dinophyceae; Suessiales; Symbiodiniaceae.